AUGUUCGUGGGGUUGGUGGUCCGAUGGGGGGCUUGGAGCAUCCUGUUUCAGUUUGGACCGGGUGUGUCUGCGGGAGGAUGUCCUCCGCGCUGUGCGUGUCGACCGGAGGCCAAAGAAGUCAUCUGCUCCGGUAAACACCUGAACUCCGUGCCGGAGGGCUUUUCCGGCGAUGCCAGACGUUUGGAUUUAUCUCACAAUAAGAUUAAGACCGUCGGGCGACGCCAGUUCUCUGGCCUCCCGCAACUUCAAGAGUUGGAUCUCAGCGAUAACAUAAUCUCCAUGAUCGAGGUGGAGGCCUUCCAGAGCCUACAGAAUCUCAGGACUCUCCGGAUUAAGAACAACCGGCUGAAGAUCAUUCCGGUCGGGGUGUUUUCUGGCCUUUCCAGUCUGCGGUUUCUGGAUUUGAGCCAGAACGAGAUUUUGGUCUUCUUGGACUACACCUUUAAAGAACUGGCCAACCUGCAGACGCUGGAGGUCGAGGAGAACGACUUGGUCUUCAUCUCCCCGCGGGCUUUCUUCGGUUUGCAGAAUCUGCAGGAGCUCAACUUGGACCGCAGCAACCUGACCUCCGUUCCCACCGAGGCGUUGUCCCACCUCCAGAGCCUGACGCGCGUCCGCAUGCUGCGCCUCACCAUUUCCACGCUGCCCAACAACGCUUUCCGACGACUCCACCGCCUGCGGAGCCUCCUGAUAGCGAACUGGCCCGCCUUGGACACCGUGGCUAGCAACAGCCUGAUCGGUCUCAAUCUGACGUCGCUUGUCAUCAACAGCUGCAACCUGAGUACCGUUCCUUACUCGGCGUUCCGUCACCUGGUGUAUCUGCGCUACCUGGACCUGUCCUACAACCCCAUCUCUGUUAUCCAGGGUAAUCUGCUUGGGGACCUCCUAAGACUCCAGGAGUUACACCUAGCAGGGGGGAGCCUGCUACGAAUAGAGCCGGGGGCCUUUAGGGGACUGGCCUAUUUUCGCAUGCUGAACGUAACGUCCAAUCAGCUCACCACUUUGGAAGAGAGCGUCUUCCACUCCGUGGGGAACCUUCAGGUGCUGCGGUUGGAUGGGAACCCCUUGGCGUGCGACUGCCGGCUUCUGUGGGUCGUACGUCGCCGACUGCGCUUGAGCUUUGACGGCAAUCAGCCCACUUGUUCGUCGCCCGACGUGGUGAGACGGCGUGAGUUCAGAGAGUUCUCCGAGAAGGAGCUCCCCAGGCUGUUCACGUGCCGCCCCGCCCGGGUCAUGGACCGCAGGCCGCAGGAGGCGCGAGUAGAGGAGGGCACUACGGUCGUUUUCUCUUGCAAGGCCGACGGGGAUCCAUUCCCGUCCAUCACCUGGAUCUCAUCCCAUAAGAAUGUAGUCACUCCAACGGGACGCAUCCGAGUGUUGCCCAACGGUACUCUGGAAGUGCGUUUCGCCCAAGUGCAGGACAGUGGCACAUUUCAGUGCCUGGCGGGCAAUGCGGCCGGCAACGACAGCCUGACCGUGGGCUUGUACGUGAAGGGGCUCCCCCGUAACCGAACCAUCCCCUUCUUCUCGGACGAGGGCUGGGUAGAGCCUUCGAACUCCCAAGCUGCCAACUCCUCGGCUCAAAUGUCCAAGCCGUACCCGUUGGACGCGAAGACCCUGAUUAUCGCCACCACCAUGGGCUUCCUGUCUUUUCUAAGCUCGGUGGCCAUCUGCUUUGUCUUCAUGUUCUUCUGGAGCCAGAGCAAAGGUCAGAUCAAGCACACGGCGACGAUUGACUUCGUUCCCCGGUCUUCGAUGGGCGGUGGAGGCGACGGAGGGGACGGUGGCAGGUUCACCAUGAAACUCAUUUAA
Messenger RNA from Cyclopterus lumpus (lumpfish), 1812 nucleotides. RefSeq names its product leucine rich repeat and Ig domain containing 4b (gene lingo4b). Lineage: Eukaryota; Metazoa; Chordata; Actinopteri; Perciformes; Cyclopteridae. Gene Ontology annotation, molecular function: protein binding. The record is from RefSeq and is a predicted model, not a curated record. The coding region runs from base 1 to 1812 and encodes 603 amino acids. The transcript has a single exon.